AUGGCUGGUUCUGCUGCAGGAAAUUUUGGAUUUCAUCCUCAUUUGCCAAGUUUUACUUAUCGGUUCGUUGGUAAAGCAUUAGGUGCUACCAUGUGGUUUUGGAUGAUGUAUCGAGCAAAACAAGAUGGUCCCGUCCUUUUGGGUUUAAGACAUCCUUGGGAUCACCACGGUGAUGAUCAUCACGACGAACAUCACUAA
Messenger RNA from Cokeromyces recurvatus, 198 nucleotides. RefSeq lists its product as uncharacterized. The record is from RefSeq and is a predicted model, not a curated record. Gene Ontology annotation, cellular component: mitochondrial inner membrane. Bases 1 to 198 code for a protein of 65 amino acids. The transcript has 2 exons. Lineage: Eukaryota; Fungi; Mucoromycota; Mucoromycetes; Mucorales; Mucoraceae.